AUGACUCAGCGUAACCUCGGGUACUCAUUCCCCUCCUCUCCACAAGAUGAAUGCCAACGUGGACUUGACAUUCAACUUAUCAACUCACGAGGCACUAUUGGUCUCUCUUUUACGGCACUACAUCUACGCUUUUCAAAUGCCAACCUGAGACUAUUCGAUGUUCGCAACGAUUUGCAGCAACACAUCGAGAGCCUCUUACCAGUGUACCUAGAGUCAACUAAGAAAGAAGGAAACAGCACCGAACUAUCUGUCCAACAACUGAUCUCUGAUGGUCGAGUUGUGGUAUGUUCUUCCUUGGAAGAUACUUGCUCCAACGCAACAAUAGUUCAAGAACAAGGACCCGACAGCGUCGACUUCAAGAAAUCGACUUGGGCUCAAGUUAUUGAAUUCGCUCCUUCUAAUGCACAUCUAUGGAGCUCGACUUCUGGCAUACAGGCUUCGAAACAGGUGGAAAACCUUGAAGAUAAGUCAAGGCUACUCGUUGUUCAUCCUUUUAAUCCACCUCAUAUCAUGCCACUCAUCGAAGUCGUACCUUCACCACAUACGGCACCUGAAAGAACACAGUUUGUAAUCGACUAUUUCAAAAACCUAGGUUCUGGUCAUCGUCCUGUAAGAAUCAACAAGGAAACUCAAGGAUUUGUCGGCAACCGUCUGGCCUUUGCUCUUUUCCGCGAGGCAUGUCACUUGGUUUCCGAAGACGUUGUGUCUGUCCAAGAUUUGGAUACUAUUGUCGAAGCCAGUAUAGCGCCGCGAUGGGCUGUAGCUGGCCCAUUCAACACUUACAACAGUGCAGGUGGAACAGGCGGUAUUGCGGCAUUUUUACACAAUUUGGCUGAUACUAUGGAAGCAUGCUGGGAUGACGGAGGUAAAGUCAGUCUCAAGGGAACCUCUGUUACCAAGUCCGGUAAUGAUGGGGACGAGAAGGAGGAUUGGACAGAUAAGAUUUCAAAGGAAACAGAAGAGGUUUAUGGAAGACCGUAUUGUGAUAAGACUUUAAUGUGUGAAUGA
Molecule: messenger RNA, 1008 nt
Organism: Fusarium poae
Lineage: Eukaryota; Fungi; Ascomycota; Sordariomycetes; Hypocreales; Nectriaceae
Exons: 3
Coding region: 1-1008 (335 amino acids)
Biological process (GO): fatty acid metabolic process
Molecular function (GO): NAD+ binding; oxidoreductase activity, acting on the CH-OH group of donors, NAD or NADP as acceptor
Source: RefSeq, a predicted model, not a curated record